CAAGCAGAGAGCAAAGCGAAAGGGUGAAAUAAAAAUAAAAAAAAGGAAAAAAAAUACCAAUAAAUCGCGGAUUUCCCAACGCCGCCGCUCCUCUCGCGGAUUCCCCAACCCUAAACCGCCGGCGGUUUCUGCGGCGGCGGCGGCGGCGGCGCGUCGAGUCGGCGGAGUCUCCGGAUCGGAUCGGGUUCGUCGCUGAUCGAGGAGAGAUCGCGUCGCCGUCGUCUCGGGGGAGAGGAGCAGGAUGGACGGGGAGAUGUUCGGGAGUGGCCACUGGGGUGGUUCCUUCCCCUACGCCUCCAUUCCCAAGGAGAGCCAGUUCGUGUUUGAUGCCAAGGCCUCGCCGCUGCAGCUGCAGCUCUUCGGGAGCGCCGCAGUUCCUGCGGUAGGAAGUACUGGUUAUUAUAACUACAUUGCAAACAACCACCUCUCUGCUAUGAAUCAAGAAAGAAAUACAAACAACGAUGUUGGUCAUGAAAAGCAACUCAAUCUUCAGAUGUCCCUGAACUACUUUCCUGUUGAAAAUCUUGAUCGGUUAGCACGUAUUGGUAAUCCAAGUGCUGUAUCAACUGGGCUAAGACUGUCCUAUGAGAACAAUGAGCACACUUCAAUCACAUCUGGCAGUGGUAACAUGUCAUCAUUGCCUAUCAUGGCAUCCUUUGUUGAUGAAGUGAUGGCUGAAUUAGACAAAGAAAACAAAGAGUUCAACUGUUAUUUCGGACUUCAGGUGGAACAAUUGGUUAAGUGCAUGAAAGAUGUAAAGCAGAGGCAGAUGGUUGAAUUUCUUGCAUCCCUUGAACGAGGAGUAGGAAAGAAGCUGAAGGAGAAAGAACUCGAGGUGGAGGCCAUGAACAGGAAGAGCAAGGAACUGAACGAACAGAUCAGGCAGGUUGCAUUGGAAGUCCAGUCAUGGCAGUCGGUAGCACUGCACAACCAGUCUGUCGCUAACAGCAUGAAAAGCAAGCUCAUGCAGAUGGUAGCCCAUAGCAGCAAUCUCACCAGGGAAGGCUCUGGCGACAGCGAAGUGGACAACACAGCUUCCAGUCAGAAUGUCAAUGCUGUGCCUGGGGUUUUCUUCCAGUCAGGCCUCCUCGGCAUCAACAGCAUGGCUGAUGGUGGGCUGGGAGCAUGCAGGUUGUGCAGAAUGAAGGAGGCAGCGGUGCUGGUGAUGCCGUGUCGACACCUCUGCUUGUGUGCUGAUUGCGAGAAAAAUGCUGACGUGUGCCCUGUCUGCCGCUUCCCCAAGAGUUGCAGCGUUGAGAUCAACAUGUCAUAGCUAGCAACAGCCUUAUAAUCAUCAGCUUAGACAGUGGUACACUGAAGCCGUAUAUACAAAGCUAAAUCUCUCUGCCCCUCCCCCCCUUCCAGUUGUCAUUCUUACAUGGUGUGUAGAUUUGUUGAUUGGGACUAUGGAAGCUAUGGUCCUCCAGAGUCUCUUGAUAACCAUAUAUAUAGUUUUAGAAGCUGUUACAUGUCACAUCCAUAUCAGAAAAAAGGUUAUCAUCCUGCCAACGUUGGAGUGGCAAUUACAAUGAUAACCAUGUUUCCUGGUUGCACUGAGGAAUGAGUAUUUUCUUUUUCCCCUUUA
Molecule: messenger RNA, 1585 nt
Organism: Oryza sativa Japonica Group (Japanese rice)
Lineage: Eukaryota; Viridiplantae; Streptophyta; Magnoliopsida; Poales; Poaceae
Product: BOI-related E3 ubiquitin-protein ligase 1
Molecular function (GO): ubiquitin-protein transferase activity
Source: RefSeq, a predicted model, not a curated record